GACGGAUGGGAUUUCGCAACGUGAAGUUCUCUCCGUCAAACUUCACAAGUUAGAUUGACUUGGAGAUCUGUUUUCAGCAGAGAAGUCAUCACACUAUGUGUGUGUCAUUCCUGUGCUCAAACGGACUUCGUGAGUGAAAGCUUGACAAAAAUGUGCUUGAAUAGUGCUUAUAGUAGAUAAGAGAUGUGUGACAGCAUCAGCAGGCGUUAUUCAUGUGGACUGCUGAUUUGUGGCAACUCGCCUGUGGAUGUGCCUGGUGUGGCAGCUGAUUAGCUCAACAGCUUAAAAAUGUCUUCUGGUUCAGAUAGCAGUCUGUCUUCGCUCCUGAUGAUACCUGAUCAGAGAGUCUCUGCUCAGGAUCUGGUGCGAGGGAAUUACACUCUUGCAGGAUGGUUACGAAAACGAGGACGGCUGAACGUCAUUCCUGGUGCAAGGAAGGUCUUCCCAUGGCUACACCAAUUUGUUGUACUACACGAGGGCUGUCUGUACACCUUCAAGAAUGAGACUGCCAAGAAACCCUUGCGAGCUUUCUCCUUGUAUGGAUACAACACGGUGUAUAGGGCAGGUGAAGUGUUACCUGCAGAAGCUCCCUGGGCCUUUAAGAUCUGUCACACAUUCCCUGAAUAUAAAACAUACUACUUUUCUGCCAUGACGGAACAACACAUGAAGGAAUGGAUGAAGCAAGUUAAGCACGAAAUGAAACGGGCCAACAACAAAUUAAAGCAGAGGACACGGGCAGAUGGACAGGAUGAAGAUGAACAGUCCAUAUCAUAUGAAGACAUAGAGCGGGAGAUCUACAGUGACCCUAGUCAGCUUGUUAUUACAGACAAAACACCUCUCCCACCCCGCCAAGAUGAUGAAUCUGACGAGGAGUAUGUGGAUGCUGAAAGGCCGCCUGAUACACCUGUACUACCACGCAUAAUAUCCAAACCCCUGCCUCCCCCUGUUAAACUCAAACCCAAACCAAAACUCGGCAAACAGCAAGUAUCCCCAGAGAAGGAUCUUCAGCAAGGCAUAACGGCGGAGUUCAAAGAGAGGCUGGGGGUGAGCCCUAAUCCUAGGAAGAAACCUGUAGAGUUGCCUGUGAGAAAACCACCUGAUGGGAAGAACUUCACACUGACAGACCGAGUUGAGAGGAAACCUCCAAAUCUUCCCAUCCGUCCUGGCCAUGGGCGAACGCUGUGCGAUGACGAAUCUCCUUUAAAGAACUGUCCAAGGAAGAAAGUUACCACAUAUGUUGUUGUAAGUUACUUUUCGGUGGGAGUUAUAUCCAUGUAAAAUAUGCUGGGUUGUUAUUCAAAGCCUUGUGGUGUUUUAAAGCAGCUUAUUGUUAGAGAUGGUGCACAUAUUGGUGUAGGGUCAUUAGACAGGUUCAAAACCAAGCCUUGGUCUAGAAAUUUAUAGAUUCUAAUGCUCUCAGACAGAAGCAUAAUCAGUUUUGAGCUUGUCUGUACAAAGUACAGGAAUAGCUUAUAUCAUACCCAGAGCAGCGUCCAUGUAAAGCACAAUAACAGAAGAUGGAUGAUCUUUAGUGAACACACUGCAUGCAUAUUAAUUACUGUAAAUUACAGAAUGCAUGACUUAAAGGAAGCAUGAAAGGGAACAAAAGGAUUAACUGUGAAACAAAGGUUAUGUUUCAACACAAAAUUAAGAAAAUUAUGCCCCAGAAUUUUCGUUAGACAAAUGGAAAAGGCAGAAUAGGGCUAUGGGAUUUUCCUGUGAAGGAAGAUGUUUGUUUCCUUUCGCAGUAUGACAGUUUUUUUUUUAAUCAGGUUUUAUUCCACCUUAUUAUUGGAAUGAGUGUUUAAUUUUUAACCCAUGCAUGUUCAAGGUCAGUCCUCAGUUACAGUGGUUUGCCUGAGGUAUGUUUAUGCAGAGCAUGUUAUAAAGGAGUUAAAAGAUAAGAGAUGUUUAAACUUUGAUAGACAGACAGAAAGACAGAUUAAGCUACUUAUUGGUACCCUACUUCCUCAACCUUUUCACAAAUAAAAGAGCAACUUUCAGUGCAAUUUGUGUACACUUUUAAUUUGAUUUUGAAGAUAAAUGUACAAAAAAAAAAAAAU
This is a messenger RNA of Liolophura sinensis, 2063 nucleotides long. RefSeq names its product SH3 domain-binding protein 2-like. Gene Ontology annotation, biological process: signal transduction. The record is from RefSeq and is a predicted model, not a curated record. The coding region runs from base 289 to 1278 and encodes 329 amino acids. The transcript is spliced from 13 exons. Gene Ontology annotation, molecular function: SH3 domain binding. NCBI's taxonomy places the organism in Eukaryota, Metazoa, Mollusca, Polyplacophora, Chitonida, Chitonidae.